AUGUCGGUCCCGCCUAAGUACGCCGGUCUGAAGCUCUUCCGAGCCAUUCCGUCUGAGGCCCAGCAUACCCUGGAAAUCUAUCUGGACUAUGUCUGCCCGUUCUCCGCCAAGAUGUUCAAGACUUUCUAUGCCGAUGGCAACCCCGUGGCUAAGAACUACAGUUCCCGACUCCAAGUCAUUUUCCGGCUCCAAAUCCAGCCAUGGCACCCAUCAUCUACGCUCACCCACGAGGCAGGAGCCGCCGUACUCCGAGCAGCACCGGAGAAGUUCUGGGAGUUCAGUGCCGCCCUGUUCAAACAGCAGAAGGAUUUCUUCGAUGUCAACGUUGUAAACGAGACUCGAAACAAGACGUAUGAGCGCUUGGCCAGGAUUGCUGGGUCCGUCGGCGUGGAUGAGAAGAAAAUCCUGGACAUGCUGGUGAUCCCCGAGACUGCCGUCAACGCCGAGUCGUUAAAUGCUGGAAACCAAGUGACUGAUGACAUCAAGUGGAUGACCAAGACAAACCGAGUGAUCGGAGUCCACGUGACGCCAACCGUCUUCUUCAAUGGUGUGGAGGAACGCGGCAUCAGCAGCAGUUUCACUGAGGCGCAGUGGCAGGAGUGGUUCGAGAAGAAUAUUGUUUGA
Penicillium diatomitis is the source of this 624-nucleotide messenger RNA. RefSeq names its product DsbA family protein. The record is from RefSeq and is a predicted model, not a curated record. Lineage: Eukaryota; Fungi; Ascomycota; Eurotiomycetes; Eurotiales; Aspergillaceae. The coding region runs from base 1 to 624 and encodes 207 amino acids. The transcript is spliced from 5 exons.